CAGAAAGUUCAUAUAUGCCUCAUCAAAGGAGCAUUUCAAUAUCCAAUUUUCUCUCAAGUCCUACCUCAAAUUCUAGUUUCUGUACUUCUUGUAUCCUUGGCAUCUAUAUCCAAAUCACUCUGAAAAUUGUAAUGGCACUCACUUUUAUUUCCUCACUUUCCAUUCAGUCCUUAACCUCAUCUUCUUCGAAUUCAAAGACUUAUCCAACCCGUCAGCAAUCCCUCUCCAGACCCUUUUCCAUGGUAUGCCAGAUAGACCCUAACAGACACAAUUUUCAAGGAAGAUGGUUCCCACAAGCAAUGCAUGACCGUUAGAGAAGGGUCCAAGAAUUGGAAAAACAUAGUUUCAGUAGCCUUGGCAACUGCUGCAGUUAUUAGCUUCAGCUCUGGCAUGCCCGCCAUUGCAGACCUCAAUAAGUUUGAAGCCGAAACACCUGGUGAAUUUGGUAUAGGAUCAGCAGCCCAAUUUGGUUCUGCAGACCUCAGGAAAGCAGUACAUGUGAAUGAAAAUUUCAGGAGAGCCAAUUUCACAUCUGCUGAUAUGAGGGAAUCUGAUUUCAGUGGUUCAACAUUCAAUGGUGCAUACCUUGAGAAAGCUGUAGCAUAUAAGGCUAAUUUUGCUGGUGCGGAUUUGAGCGACACAUUGAUGGAUCGUAUGGUCCUUAAUGAAGCUAAUCUCAAGGAUGCUGUGCUUGUUAGAUCAGUUCUCACUCGAAGUGAUCUUGGUGGUGCCCUAAUCGAAGGCGCUGAUUUCAGUGACGCUGUCUUGGACCUCACCCAGAAGCAGGCUCUCUGCAAGUAUGCAAGUGGCACGAACCCAACUACAGGGGUGAGCACAAGAUCAAGCCUAGGUUGCGGGAACAGUCGACGAAAUGCUUAUGGCUCUCCCUCAUCCCCUCUGUUAAGCGCUCCACCUCAGAAACUACUUAAUCGGGAUGGAUUCUGUGAUCAAGAAACUGGUCUUUGUGAUGUAAAAUGACUCCAAUGGUAGUGGUAAUUAGUUUUACCAACCUUGAAUUGAUCACAUACCACAUCCCGGUAUGUGUAUGCAGGAGUAAAGAAAAUGCAGAUUGAACCAAAACACCUGUACAUCCUUGAAGCAUCAGGAAGCCAUAAAUAUGAAACACGCACAUUUGAAACAGCAGGCAUCAUUUGUUGAUUAUCAGUCUCUGAAUGUAUUUUGAUCAUAUUCUAAGAAGAAAUAGUUUCUUGGAUUUCCUUCAAGGAAAAGCUCAAUCGCAUUUUUGCCUCC
Molecule: messenger RNA, 1251 nt
Organism: Rosa rugosa (rugosa rose)
Lineage: Eukaryota; Viridiplantae; Streptophyta; Magnoliopsida; Rosales; Rosaceae
Product: thylakoid lumenal protein TL20.3, chloroplastic
Exons: 7
Coding region: 304-978 (224 amino acids)
Source: RefSeq, a predicted model, not a curated record